AUGCCUCCAAAAUCUUUGCCAUGGACGAAGUCACCGCUGAUUGUCAAUGCUCCAAUGGGCGGUUUUGCUGGACCAGAGCUUGCAAUUGCGGUGACCAAAGCAGGAGGGUUGGGCCAGAUUGGAGCGGUCACCGACAUGCAAGCACUCGAUCAUGGUUUGAGCAAGGUCGCCCAGGAACUAGACCGAAUCGACGGCUUGCUACCCAUCGGCGUGGGCUUUCUGCCCUUCGUCACGGACAUGGACCAAGCCAUACCUGUAUUAGAGAAGCACAGACCGGCUGUUGUGUGGCUCUUCGCAGCGAGCGAGUUCGAGCACUAUGCCACCUUGGCGACGCGGGUACGACGGGCCCUCCCAACUACGCAAAUCUGGAUCCAGGUAGGCUCGGUGGCUGCGGCCUUGCAGGUAGCAGAGACCGCAAAGCCAGAUGUUCUCUGCGUGCAAGGAAGCGACGCGGGAGGUCAUGGCUUCCAGAAGGGAGCUGGAAUAAUCUCUCUCCUCCCGGAGGUCGUGGACGCGCUUGCUGCGCAUGGCCACGACAUCGACGUUGUUGCUGCAGGAGGCAUUGCAGACGGCCGUGGUGUCGCAGCCGCGCUCAGCCUUGGUGCGCGAAGGGGUGUCGUUGUUGGCACUCGCUUUCUAGCAGCAGAAGAGACCCAGGUCCACCCUGCGUACCAAAAGGCCGUCCUUGCGAGUCAAGACGGAGGUCAGAGCACGAUUCGCAGCAAACUCUUCGAUAAUCUGCGCGGACCCAACAUAUGGCCGGUUGCGUAUGACGGCCGAAGUCUAAUCUCCGAAAGCUUUGAUGACCACGAGCGCGGUACUGAGAUGGAGGAGAUUCGGCGAAAGCAUCAGGCUGCACUUCAGCAAACGAAUGGAGGUUUCGGUGAAAGCGGCAGAAAAGGUUACGCGGCGAUCUGGGCGGGCACAGCAGUCGGACUUGUCACGAAGGUGCAGCCUGCGAAGAAGAUCGUAGAGGGGCUGCAGGCUGAAGCGAAGGAGGUGUUGCUGAAAGCGAGCGCUCGGCUGUGA
Saxophila tyrrhenica is the source of this 1029-nucleotide messenger RNA. RefSeq lists its product as uncharacterized. Gene Ontology annotation, molecular function: nitronate monooxygenase activity. The transcript has 2 exons. The record is from RefSeq and is a predicted model, not a curated record. NCBI's taxonomy places the organism in Eukaryota, Fungi, Ascomycota, Dothideomycetes, Mycosphaerellales, Extremaceae. Bases 1 to 1029 code for a protein of 342 amino acids.